AUGGAAAGAGAAGGAAAGGAAGGAUUCUGGGCACUGGGUUUUGAUCGGGAGAAUAUGAGAAAUCGUUCCAUGGAGACGGAUUUGCGUUUGGAGGUCUGUAGAUGCCUCGUCGGAGCUUCGCCGGAACGUCGCCGGAGUGUCGCCGGAUUCUGGAAAAAAAUAAACUGCAACGAAACUUCAAAAGGUGGAUAUGGUUGCGUAGAGGGCGAUCUCAGGAGCGUCACGGUGUCGACGAAAUCGAAUUCGGACGUCGGACGUCGGAUGAGGGAGAACCGAGUCUCCCAAGUUUGA
Messenger RNA from Linum trigynum, 291 nucleotides. NCBI's taxonomy places the organism in Eukaryota, Viridiplantae, Streptophyta, Magnoliopsida, Malpighiales, Linaceae. The record is from the annotation of a GenBank genome assembly.